AUGAUCAGAUUAUCCGGUAACGAGAGUGGUCAUUGGUCCGACAGAGAGUUGAAGGACGCGGACGUGACGACCAUGGAACAGUGCCCCUUGUGCCUCGACGGCCGAGAACAAAACCAAGACAGAAGGGAGGAGACGAAUGAGGUUGGCGACGAGAAGGCCAGCUGUCGAGGAACUGGCGGUCGAGGUGUCGAGAGUAAGGAGACAGACCAGGCGACUAGGAAAAGACAGAACCCUGCAGGUCCAGCAGUCCCUCUCCCGCGCCCCCAGGAAAGCCAAGCUGCUUGGCCGUGGGCGUCGUUUCUUGGCUCUGAAGCUUGGGGGAUUUCUCUGAGCCGCGCACUGAAAAUGAAGAUGUUCACCUUCGAAACUGAGCGUUUUGCGCCAACCGACACGCUAGCUAGCAACAACUCCUCGGUUGAGAGCCUUGUCAAGACGUCACAGCGGCCGUGUUACCCAUUCGCAAAGCGCUGUCCGGGGAUGCAACGCAGGCCGCGUCCUCACUGUGGAUUCGGACAAGGCCCAUUGCACAAUCAGAACAUCUUAUCUCCUGAGCCCCCCCUGCGCGAAUGGGCAAAAAUAAUCGAGCGGGUGGCCUUGGCUGCAAGCUUGGAGACUCAUUGGUCUCAAAUCCCUUUAGGGGCUCGCUGCCUGUGCAUGUUCCAUUUUGUUCCAUUACCCCCUUAUGAACGCCUCUCGGAACAUGGCAGCGGCGGUAGGGGUCAAGAGGCCAGCGAAGGUACUUGGCAGCUGACGUCCCUCGCCGCUCUACCCGGUACAGUCAACUCUCGAUGGCGCGAUACAAUUCUGGAACGAGGAUUAUAUUGUUAUAUCGCAAUAUUGUUGCAGCAAGAGGGUUACUAUAUAGCUGCUGGAGCGCUCUGA
This is a messenger RNA of Lindgomyces ingoldianus, 882 nucleotides long. RefSeq lists its product as uncharacterized. The transcript is spliced from 6 exons. Lineage: Eukaryota; Fungi; Ascomycota; Dothideomycetes; Pleosporales; Lindgomycetaceae. The record is from RefSeq and is a predicted model, not a curated record. Bases 1 to 882 code for a protein of 293 amino acids.